AUGGCGCUUUUGAGUGGCCUGUCUUUUGUAAGCCUGCUUUGCUUUACACACGGAUAUUACUAUGUCUCACUUCCAAAAUACGUCUCCCCUGGUACGCCCCUGAACGUAGUAGUCCACGUGACCCAGUCUGGAAGCCCUGUAUCCUUUCUGGCAGAAAUUGUAGCUUCCAACGAUUCAGACGUAGCCAGUGUCCGGAAACGCAUUGUCAAUGAUGUUCCUGAAAGCCUGCAGGUUAUGGUUCCUAGCGACCUUCCCAAAGAUGACUACAAGAUAGUUGUGUCUGGGACUGGUGGACUUUCCUUCCAUAAAGAGGCUAAACUGUCCUAUGAGGAGAACAUUCUUGUCUUUAUUCAGACUGAUAAGACACGUUACUCUGGCGGUCAACAAGUUAAAUAUAGGGCAGUGUUUUUGUUGCCGACUCUUGCGAACUUCAACGGUAGCGCUGUCAUUUCAUUCUACGAUGGCAAUGGAAACAGAAUAGAAUCAAGAGGGCCGACCGCAAUAACAGACGGUGUGAUUGGCGGAGCCCUUGAUUUAAGCAGGGAACCUGUUUUCGGCGAUUGGAAGAUAAAGGUUCAUGUUCAGCAAACAACCGUUUCGAAGCAGUUUAAGGUCUUCGACUACAUUUUGCCGAAGUUUAGUGUUGAACUGACUUUGCCGCAAAACAUGAAAUCAACAGAUCAGAGCAUAACUAUUUCAGUGAAAGCAAGAUAUACGUUUAAUAAAGACGUUAUCGGCACUUGCACCAUUCAGAUAUAUGACGCGGACUACCAGCGAUUCAAUAUGGAUUUUGAACAGGAGAUAAGAGGAACAACACACUUUACUAUUGACAUGCAUGACCUAGAACGGCAUUUCCUUGUGCGUGGGAACAUAAAAAUUCGAGCUUUGGUAACAGACAAUGCAACUGCACUUACAAUGGCUGAAGAAAAAGAUUUAAAAAUCGAUGUACAGAAACAGGAUAAAUGGAAAAUCAAACAAAUAAUCGAUAGGGAAGGAUUUUUACCAGGUCUAACUUAUUCAACGAUCGUACGCCUGACCAACCACGGUGAUGCUCCUAAUAUAUCAGGAGUAUUUAAAUACGCAGCAACAUUUCAUCGAGUUGUUAAAAUGACUUGUCCUGCUGGAUCAUUUCAAAAAGAAACAUUAAACGUGACUUAUACUCAUCUGAAAGGCGCCGCUUCAUACGACACUUCUGGGUUUGCUGUGAUCACAUUCUUGGUACCAUCAGGGCCUAUUGAAAAAAUCGAACUUUUAGUAAGCGAUCGACAUACAGGAGCAAGAAUGUACAAAGACUUGUUCUCGUUUUCAAGACAUUCAUUUCCGCUUCUUCGAGUUUGGACAAACACACCUGAUGCUAUGGUUGGAGAUGUAAUUGAUCUGCGUGUUGAGUCAACAGAAGCCUUGGUUGGAAAUGUCACAUUGGAGUUCUACUCACGUGGAAAGAUGAUACGACUCAUUCAAGAACCUGCCAGCAAUUCAAGGAUAAUAGGUCUUAAUGUUCUGAUAUCAGCAGACAUGUUUCCCCGAUUGUUUCUCAUGGUGUCACACAUAACACAGUCCGGACACAUUCUAUCGGACAAUGUAGUGAUCCAAGUCCAAGGGAAGCCCUUUAUUAACAAGGUGGAAGUAACAUUUAACACAACACUGACCACGCCAAGGCAAACGGUCGAUAUGAAAGUGAAGGCAGAUCAUGGAUCGACGGUUUAUAUAUUAGUUGAGGACGAACGGAAUCGCUUGCUUGGAUCAGACAAUGACAUUUACGCAAAUGAGAUAAUCGACGAAGUUCUUAGAGUAUCUCACAACACGUCUUCCAACCUCGGGCUGAGAGGAGGAUAUGUUGAUAGAGACAGACGCGAGUAUGGCUUGUACGGCGAUACAGAUGACGGUUAUAUGCAAACAGGAUUAAUACUGUUUACAGACGGAACACGCUUUGAACGAUGGAACGCGUAUGAUUUGCUUUUGUUCAGUGGAUUGACCGUAAAUGAUUCUUUUAUUUCUUUACAGCUUAUAUCCAAGGCAAAGUUUGUUAAUUGUCAUCGUAGUACAAACGCGCGCUACGUUUUAUUUUAUCUAGAUAUUAACUUGGGAGCUGUCCUACGAAGUAAGUUUCCAGAAACGUGGAUAUGGGAAACACACACAGUAGGAACAAGUGGAGAAAUUCAUCUGACGCGUGAGGUACCCGACUCGAUGACGUCAUGGAUUACAUCAGUAUUUGCGACAAAUGACCAGAGCAGCUUCGGAAUUGCAGAAAAUAUACCUAAGGUCACUGUACGAAACGAUUUCUUUAUUACGAUGGACCUCCCAGAAACAAUCGUGCAAGGAGAAGAAUUCCUUCUGCAAGUUACUGUAUUCAAUUAUCUUCCAAGUACUCAACAGGUUUCUGUCCAAAUUCAACAUUCGGACGACAUGAAUCAUCCUAUACCGGCUGCAUCUAUUACAAUUGUGGACUCAAUAGGCAACACAAUUGAUAGUUUUAUUCUUCUUUCGUUACAAUUAGAGGUAAAUUCGGGAGAAGGUAAAUCUACUUUUGUACACUUUACUCCAACUACAACUGGGAGGAUAACAAUAACUGCGGAGGCUAGAGCAGGGGAUCUCCUCAGAGCUGCUGCAGUUGAUAAAAUACAAAAACAAGUGACUGUCGUGCCAUAUGGAAUUUUAAAAAGGGAAAACAUUCAGGAACUCGUCAAUUUGACGCAUUUAUCCAGCCAACUGCUCACCGUGUCCCUACAAGACCCACAGCAUAUGGCCCCGGGUAGUAAAACUGUUACAGUUAAGAUGACCGGGAACUUCAUGAAGCCAAGCAUUGAUGGUCUACAGGGGUUGCUGAAAAUGCCGCACGGUUGUGGGGAACAAAAUAUGGUUGACUUUGCACCUGAUGUUUACAUUGCUAAAUAUCUGAAAACGGUUGGAAAGCUUACUAAGGAGAUAGAAGAUAAGGCUGUGCAGCAAGUGAAAUUCGGUUAUCAGAACGAACUUAGAAAUAUGCAUCAGGAUGGCUCAUUCAGUGCUUUUGGGGAACGCGAUCUAUCUGGUAGUGCAUGGUUAACUGCUUUCGUCCUUAAGUGUUUUGGUCAAGCACGCUCAAUAGUAAAAGUAGAUGACCAGGUUUUGUCAAGAUCUAUGGUAUGGCUUCUUGGGCAACAAGAUCAAGACGGGUCCUUCAGAGAACCUGGGACAUCAAUGAGAUGGGUUGACCAAUCAGGAACAAAGACCGGUGUUUCUCACACAGCGUUCAUUUUGAUCGCGAUGCUCGAAAACAGAGGAUUCAAAUUAGUAGCAGAUUCCCGUUUGAAUAAUGCAAUCACGAAGGCAAUGCAUUAUUUGGAGGCCCAGAUCAACGACCCACACGACAUGUACACUGUUGCGGUGUUAUGUUACGCCUUGGCGAAAUCUGGCAGUAGCAUAAGUCCGUCUUGCUUGAACAAAUUACAAACUGGAGCUUUAAACCAAGGUGACAAAACGUAUUGGCAACAUUCUCGGAUGGUAAACAAACGGGCAGACUCGAAAGCGGCGCCGUCACGGGCUCCAUCACGUGAUAUUGAGGCAACAUCUUACGCUCUUCUGACAUAUAGUGAACUCGGAAAACGGAAUGAGGGACGUAAAGUUGUCAACUGGCUUGUGUCACAGAGGAACCCGUCAGGCGGUUUUGCAUCGACUCAGGACACUGUUGUGUCGCUUCAAGCUUUGUCCGAGUUUGCAGCCCGCGAUCCAAUGGCCCCGGGUGCAUUUCCCAACUACGGACUGCAUCUGAACACGACUGGAAACAAUUUCGUGCAUGAAUAUCAGAUAACUCAGGCAACCUACGAUACCACUUAUAGUUUCGAGGUGCCGUCCAACGUGCCGAGCAUAAACAUCUACACAACUGGUGAAGGAGUUGCGGUGAUUGACGUAACGACCUCCUACUAUAUCCAAAGCGACCUGCAAGACCCGCACAUCAGUAUAACUUCAAACAUUAUAAAGGAAUCUCUUAACUCUCUCACUGUACACAACUGCAUGCGUUGGACAGGACCGACGCCUAGCGGUAUGCUGCUUAUGGAAGUCGAAAGGCCAACUGGCUUCAUGACGGAUGUCGACAAACUCAACGUACAAACCAGUAUCAAACGACAGGAAAGGAACGGCCGGUUUCAUGUUCUUUACUUUGAUAGUCUAGCGGUAAAUUCGCAUGUGUGUGUGGAUGUCAAAAUGGAUCGUUCGGACCCUGUUGUGAAAAGCCCAUGUCAUGUGAUGGUAUAUGACUACUAUGAGCCAUCUUACCAAGCUGUUACAACCUACGAGUCAGGGAUUCUAAAAAGCACCACUAUUUGCCAAGUAUGUCCCUUGUGUGAAUGGUGCAAUGAGCUUUCCUUCCCGCAGAUUGGCGUUGGUCGGUAGAGCUCUUCUCAAUUUAAUUGAAAGCUUGGUCAGUGUAAGAAAACUAAAUAAAAUUCCGAAGUUUU
Molecule: messenger RNA, 4436 nt
Organism: Mya arenaria
Lineage: Eukaryota; Metazoa; Mollusca; Bivalvia; Myida; Myidae
Product: CD109 antigen-like
Cellular component (GO): extracellular region
Molecular function (GO): endopeptidase inhibitor activity
Source: RefSeq, a predicted model, not a curated record